CACUAAUACUUAAUAGUAGUACUGUCUGUGCUUGGCCCGACUUUCUUCCGUUUGCACGGUUUGGGCGAUCUCUCGAUCUCUCUGUGCAUGUGUCUUCAAGAGAGAGAUCUUGAUAUAAAUAAUUAUUAUAAUUUAUAUACAUCAAAACACCAAAAAAUUGCUUGAUCCUAGAUCCUGUUUUCGAAAUUAUCAUACGGUCAUCAACGCUGUCCCGCGAAUCUCCGCUCACAAACGGAGCAAGCAACGUGCCAGGAGGCGUGGUGGUUACUGUAAAUUAAUCGCCAUGAGGCCGUUACGCAUUGCUUGCGUCGGACCGGAGAAGGUCGGUAAGACCGUGCUCUGCAAUGUGUUGUCUGAGAAUGGCCUGGAGAGCUACGGUGAAUACAAAUCGACGCAUUGUGUCAGAAUACUGGAAUUUUCAAUGCGAGUGAAGACCGGAGGAGACCAGCAUGGGCAACGAGAUAUCCAGCUGUGGGACUGCGGUGGACGAGAAAUGUACGAUUCCAAGUGGGCGGCCAUUGAGUACAAGUGUGAUGCAGUGCUGCUGGUUAUUACUUCGGACAAGUCGCUUGAAACGGUGCAGCGGCUUGAGAAAAUCUGCAAGUUUUUCAUCAAGAGGAAGCCAGCGGUUAAGGUGCUUGUCCUGAAGAAUGAGCUACCCGGCAACCAAUCCAUUGAUAUCAGCCUGCCAAUUAGCGGACAUGAGCAACACGAAGUGGACCCACAGGAGGGAGUAGAUGCGCUACGAAAAAUCUUCAAGAAGUUCAUCAACCGCUUAGCGGACAAGCUAUACUCGGAAGAAGCAGAUGGAGAGUGAAAAAACAGAAGGUGUUGAUGGAAUGUAGCCUCCGUGGUGGCUGCGGAAGCAUUCCGGGGUCCUUUGACUUGAGCUUGACAUGAACACAAUGCCAUGUUUCUGUAACGGUUUUUGGUACUUAUGCGUGUCACGAAUGUAUCUUCGGUGCAUUUCGCACUUUCCUCGUUUUCUUGCAAAACGUGCGUGAUUGUCAAGUUAAAAAUGUACUUCAACUUUUGAUGAAAGGAUACUGCUGCAGUGCAAGCAUCGCAAGAGGCGAGCUUAGAAGAGUGGUAGCCACAUGUUCAAGUGCCAUGCUUCGCUUGACGUGAUGGCGCCCUGUAGUCAAUGCUAGUGCUCAUAAGCUGAUGUGAGCACAGUCAUGUACUUCUGUGUAUACAUGUACAUGACUGUAUAUUCAUAGUACAGAGCUGCAUGCAUUUACUUGUAUAGUUAUUUUAUGCUGCAGUACAGUCAUAAUCAUACAUAUUAUGUAUCUACUCCACAGGCGCUAGGCUUGACUUGAGCAAUACUGGUAGACCAAUGACAAA
This is a messenger RNA of Sycon ciliatum, 1347 nucleotides long. Its product is annotated as intraflagellar transport protein 22 homolog. The coding region runs from base 284 to 817 and encodes 177 amino acids. The transcript is spliced from 6 exons. The record is from RefSeq and is a predicted model, not a curated record. Lineage: Eukaryota; Metazoa; Porifera; Calcarea; Leucosolenida; Sycettidae.